AUGCUGUCCUGUGCUCCUCCUGCUGGCCCCCACGCGGCUGCUGCUGGCCUGCGUGCCCUGGUGGCGCGGGUGGCCUCUGGCGGUGGCCGCGGGGGUGGCGGGAGUGGCCUACGGGCUGUGGGGGUGGGGGUCCUGCUGCGCCGCGGCCCCGGGCCACCUUCGGGUGGCGCCGCGAGGACCACCCCCGGGCUGGCCGAUGGCACCUUCGGAGAGCACCGAUACCUGCGCCUCAAGGACUCGGGGCUGCGUCUCCACUACGUGACCCGUGGGCCCCCCACGGCCCCCCUGGUGCUGCUGCUGCACGGCUUCCCCCAGAACUGGUUCUGCUGGAGGCACCUGAUGCAGGAUCUGGCCCGGGACCGGCGGGUGGUGGCCCUGGACCUGCGUGGCUGCGGCGCCUCGGAGAAGCCCCCGGGCAGGGACAGUUACCGGCUGGAGCUGCUGCUCGGGGACAUCUGCGGGGUCAUCGAGGCCCUGGGGACGCCCGCGGGGUCCCCGCGCUGUGUCCUGGUGGGCCACGACUGGGGAGGGGUCCUGGCCUGGGAGGUGGCGGCCGCGCGGCCAGCGCUGGUCGAGAAGCUCGUGGUGAUGGACGCGCCCCAGAGGGGGACCAUGGCCGAUUUCAUGGCCCGGCACCCGUCCCAGCUGCUCCGCUCCAGCUACAUCUUCCUGUUCCAGCUGCCCCUGCUGCCCGAGCUGCUGCUGGCUCUCAAUGACUUCCAGCUGGUUCGUUGGUUCCUGACCGGGCCCUGCACGGGCGUUCGGGGGGCGGCGCUGACGGAGCCCGAGAUCGAGGCCUACCUGUUCAACCUGGCCCAGCCUGGGCCUCAGCCCCCCUGCACUUCUACAGGAACCUCUUCAG
This is a messenger RNA of Myiozetetes cayanensis, 862 nucleotides long. RefSeq names its product epoxide hydrolase 3 (gene EPHX3). NCBI's taxonomy places the organism in Eukaryota, Metazoa, Chordata, Aves, Passeriformes, Tyrannidae. The record is from RefSeq and is a predicted model, not a curated record. Gene Ontology annotation, molecular function: hydrolase activity. The transcript has 5 exons. The annotation marks the transcript as partial.